Messenger RNA from Penaeus monodon (black tiger shrimp), 1892 nucleotides. RefSeq names its product translation initiation factor IF-2-like. The record is from RefSeq and is a predicted model, not a curated record. Lineage: Eukaryota; Metazoa; Arthropoda; Malacostraca; Decapoda; Penaeidae.
GUUUCCCAGCAUUUUUCCUCCUCCGUCGCCGCUCCUCGCUGCGGAAAAGGCGUAGCGAGGAUGGCGCUGCACACCAGAUCGAGCGCUUUUGUGCUAUUUUCAGCGGCGUCGCUGGCUCUCCUGGUCCCCUCGUCCAGCCAGAACUUGGAGGAGCUCCACAGCCUCUUCCAACAUGCUGUCGGCAACAACGAGACAGAGUCGGGCGGCCCUAGCGACCCGUUUUCAGUCACCUCAGUCGGGGGCCUGCUCGUGACGGCCGCGCCCAACGGCACGUUCCUUCUGGUCAACGCCACCACCACGACCACAGCCUCGCCUCCGGACGACGCUGAGGGCCCCGCGGUCCCUCAGGCGCCGAGCGCUGGCGCGUCGACCACAACGCAGGCGCCGACGACCGCGCCAGUGCCUGAAGAAGCGAACGCCGACAAGCCCUUGCCAAGUGUCGAAGAAGGAGACGCCCCGGGGCAAGAGCCAGCUGCCGACGACACCCAGGCAGUGGGACCGCCGGGGGAGAGCGCCGCGCCGGCGGAAGCCUCGUCAUCCGGAGCGGGAGCGCAGGGCGCGGGGCAGUUGCCUGAAGGCGAGGGGGGCGAACACUUGGAGGAGGCGCUCGGGGGAGAUCAGGCGUUCGCUGGCAAGUUCCCCACGGGCCAAUUCGAAGGUCAGUUCCCCGACCAGUCACAAAGCGGCCAGCUCCCCUCCAUUGGAAUUCCCGAUGGCUCAAUUCCAGCUGAACAAUUCUCACCUGUUCCUUCCCACCAAUUCCAAGGCGAUCGAUUCCCGGCGCGUCCAGUUAGUGCCUUCCCGGGCGGGCAAUUCCCGACAGGCGGCCAGCUGCCGCACAAUCUCUUCCCAGCUAGACCAUUUCCGGCCAGCCAGUUCCCUCCCGGCCAGUUCCAGGGCGGAUUUUCAGGCAACCAGUUUCCGGUUGGACAGCUCCCUCCUCUUCGACCUCCCGUUGGCUCCUUCCCAAGCAGGCCUCUUCCUGGCGGUGCUUUCCCCCCAAGUCAGUUUCCUGUUGGCCUGAUACACAACGGCUUGUUUCUGUCAAAUCAGUUCCCUGCUGGACAAUUUCCUAACACUCCAUUCCCCAACAACCAACUUCCAACUAACCAAAUCCCCGGCAACCAAUUCCCCACCAACCAGUUCCCUAACAACCAGUUCCCUGAUAACCAGUUCCCUGAUACCCAAUUCCACAACAACCAGUUCCCUGAUAACCAGUUCCCUGAUACCCAAUUCCACAACAACCAGUUCCCUGAUACCCAAUUCCACAACAACCAUUUUCCUGAUACCCAAUUUCCCACAAACCAGUUCCCUAACAACCAGUUCCCCAGUAACCAAUUCCCCAGCAGCCAAUUUCCUACAGACCAGUUUCCUAACAGCCAGUUCCCAAACAGCCAAUUUCCCACAGACCAGUUCCCAAACAGCCAAUUUCCCACAGACCAGUUCCCAAACAGCCAGUUUCCUAACAGCCAGUUCCCAGGUAGCCAAUUCCCCAGCAGCCAGUUUCCCGCGAACCCGACCACUGGGGGCCAAAUCCCGAGUGGUCCAAAUGGGCAGUUCCCCUUGGGCACCGGCUCGGCGACAGGAACUCAGCCAGGGGGCGGGGGCGUGUGCAGGUUCUUCUGCAGGAAUGCGUCAGGCCAAUUCCAGUGCUGCUCCUCGUAGGGAUGCCUUUUUUUCGCAGGAGAAGAGAGAGGAGGCGGCAGGAAUAGGCGGGCGGGGUUGGGGGAGAGAGCAGACGGAGUGUGUGAAUGGCGAGCGAUAAUUGAGUACUGCCGAGGAAUCUGAGAACGGUGGGAAGGAUAUAUGUUUGAUGUUUAAUGAGUACGUUAUUCGUACAGAUAUAUACAUUUUGUUAAGAUAAAUUUUAUAUAUUAAUGUUAGCAUCAAUA